GAUUGGUACACAGGAUAUGAGCAGUUUGUCAAGCGCAACCUGACUCUGCUCCCCCAUCAGCAAGCAGUACAGCAGCAGGACGAGCAGUCUCAGCAGCUGGCUCAACCACAGCAGACUGUCAUUAUGACGUCCAUGUUCGAUCAACAGAUCAAGAGCGAACCCAUGGGGUUCUAUUCGGUUGCUUCCAGUCGUUCAGAUGGAUCCAAUUCCCUGGUGAAUCUGUCCGAUGAUCGAGAGGAUCUUUCCCAGCAAGAGGGUCACCUGCAGCCUCAGCAGCAAACGUUGCAGCUGAGUCAGCAGCAAAAUCAGCAACAACAGGGUCAGCCGCAGAGUCAGCAACAACCGCAACAGAAUCAGCAACAGCAGAGUCAGGGUAUGCAACAGGAGUCACCGAGUCGUCAGUCUACGGGUCAACAGACCGUUAAAGAGGGCUCACGGUCCAAACCUCAACCUUGCAAGGUCUGCGGCAAGGUACUGUCCUCCGCUUCGUCCUAUUAUGUGCAUAUGAAACUUCAUUCAGGGAACAAGCCCUACCAUUGUACAGUAUGCGAGGCGAGUUUUUGCCGCAAACCUUAUCUAGAAGUGCAUAUGAGGACGCACACGGGCGAACGACCUUUUCAAUGUGAGCUGUGUCUGAAAAGGUUUACUCAAAAGAGCAGUCUCAAUACUCAUAAACGAGUGCACACGGGCGAACGACCGUAUGCGUGCGACAUUUGCCACAAACGUUUCGCCGUUAAGAGCUACGUCACCGCGCACCGUUGGAGCCACGUAGCCGAGAAGCCUCUGGUCUGCGACCGAUGUUCUCUCACGUUCACGUCCAAAAGUCAAUUUGCGAUUCACAUCCGUACACAUACCGCCAGUACCACUUACGAGUGUAAUCUCUGUGGACGUACGUUUGUACGCGACAGUUAUUUGAUAAGGCAUCAAAACCGGGUGCACCGUGACAUGACUCAGAGCACGAAUCACAAUCCACCGACGCCGCAGAGCAGCGGUGCCGGCACCCCGGGCACCGGCUUCGAGAGCCCGGUCUGUGAUCUGCGCUACAGCGAAGGACCGUCGUCAUUGGACGGUCUCGCAGGAGCUAAAGGCACGGGCAUCGCCGCGGAGAUUGCCAGUUUAGCCAAGCAGAACAAUCUACAGCUUCCACUACCGCUGCUGCAUCCACAAACCACCAACUAGUGUUUAGACAGCAGCAGCGCUACCCAGUCCCUGCCGCAACAUCAAUCACCACAGCAAGUAGUAUGUCCCACCUCGGCGUCUUCGCCGUUCACACUUAACUCACCUAUAUCUCACACCGAGCACACGAGCACACCGCAGAGUGUCUACCAAACGACGGGCUCCUCCAAUUCCUUGGAAAGCCCCAACUCCCAACUCUAUUCGCACUUGUCGUCCCCUCUAGAUCCAACAUCGGAGUCGCAACAUCAGCUGCACCGCGGCAUCCCUCCGCCAGGGCUUCAUCCCGCACUCUAUCUAUACGCUCAGUACUCGAAUACGAGCCCCGCGAGUACUUCGUACUCGGAAUAUAUGCAGCGUAAUAAUUAAAAAACGCGAGUUUUCAUCUAGCAUCGCUCGACCUCCAACGCGAACGAAAAUACCAGUGAAACUGGUGCUAUUUAAUCGUGUCGGUUGAUCAAAGUGCCUAUCGAGCAUCCACUUUCGGUUCGUAACAACGGAUGCUCGCUCGUCACGGUUUAAGAAAUACGAUCUCAGUUUCGGUUUAGGAGGGAUACGACGACUUAGCUCGAUCAAUUGCGAAGUGACUACUGUUCGAUAAAUGUUUGCUACUUUGCGUCUCUUUGUAUAUCUAAUGGAUUUUAUAUUCAUAAACAUCUUUUAACAUGGGAUUGAAUAGCACCCGAUUGAAGCGGAGUUUUUAAUCGUUGGAUAAUAAAAUCGUGCCGGCACAGAUCGUUUUAAUGAAUCGAUCGCUAUCCGUAUGCGAUGCUAGCUGAAACCGAAGCGUGUAACGUUUCUACGAGUCUCCGUGAUUUCAGCACUCUUAUUUCGCCUGAUUUUAAUCACGUCUCUGCGAGUGUAUAUAUACAUAUAUACCUAUCUACAUCUAUGUAUAUGUGUGUAUAUAUAUUAUGCGAACCAUUACGACACGUACACAUAUUUAUAUUAUAUUUUUAAAGGAGUUUAGUCACUUGAAUCUGUGAUAUAGAUAGUAAUUAUUAUCUACAAUGUUUAAACUAUUGGUUUUACUAUUUUGACGAAUAUCAAAACGAGGAAAAUGAAAAAGCAAUGUCACGAGGCGAUCGAAAAUUUUAGCAACGUUGGUCUCUACCGAAGGUGUGUUUGGUAGACACUAUUAUUAAUUUUACAACAGCAACAACAGUAAUACUAUACUAAUCCUACUAUUAUCACUGCUAUUAUUCUAACUACCACUAUCACUUCUAUCACCACCACCGACAUUUCCCAAAUUAUACAUUACCUAUCGUUACUAUUACGGCUAUUACUACCACUAUUAUUCUACUGCUACUAUGUACUACUAUACUACUAAAAAAGAAGAAACUACUACGAUCACAUUAUCGCUAAGGAUCACACUCACACAUGCGAGAGCGCGCGUUUAUUUCGGCAAUCACGUGUAGUGCAUACGAUCACGUCAUAUAGUCGUCAUGGUUUCUCUUUAGCUUGAAACGCUACGAGAAUUCCUUCUGUCGCUUUCCCUGUAGAUCGUAAAACGUCCAUCCCUUCACAACAUCGACGAAUAUGUUCGUAUGUGACGAGAUGCGCGUUUGUGAUAAAACGAAAAUUGUUCUUCGUUAGAGUGUAGAGCACACAGCUUUCAAUCAGUUCCAUAGUUGUACUUACUUUCCACAUAU
Acromyrmex echinatior (Panamanian leafcutter ant) is the source of this 2825-nucleotide messenger RNA. RefSeq lists its product as uncharacterized. The record is from RefSeq and is a predicted model, not a curated record. Lineage: Eukaryota; Metazoa; Arthropoda; Insecta; Hymenoptera; Formicidae. Gene Ontology annotation, biological process: regulation of gene expression. Gene Ontology annotation, cellular component: nucleus.